Limulus polyphemus (Atlantic horseshoe crab) is the source of this 1296-nucleotide messenger RNA. RefSeq names its product nuclear receptor ROR-beta-like. The transcript has 4 exons. The coding region runs from base 307 to 1296 and encodes 329 amino acids. Gene Ontology annotation, molecular function: sequence-specific DNA binding; zinc ion binding; DNA-binding transcription factor activity. NCBI's taxonomy places the organism in Eukaryota, Metazoa, Arthropoda, Merostomata, Xiphosura, Limulidae. Gene Ontology annotation, biological process: regulation of DNA-templated transcription. The record is from RefSeq and is a predicted model, not a curated record.
UUGAGAUCACCAGCAUUUUUACGGACACCUCAAGCGUUUCAUACCUGACGGUAACAGUGCUACGCGCUUAUUUCCAACUCGGGGCGGUUGACGAAUGUCGUGCUUUCCGUUUGGCCCACUUCCGGUUGGUUGAAGAAAACCAUUUGCGUCGUCGAUCUAGAACUAAAUAAUCCAAUGGACUUGUGUGAGGCGACAUCAAAUUUCGUUUUAUUCGCGGGCAAGAAUGAUGACUUGUGAUAACUGCCGCUGGCAAGUUUCUUUAAAGUGAGAUUCAGGCGUACCUGGAGCCAAGCAGGGCGUACACUAAUGGUGGAUAUGGCACCAGCCUUGACGAUGAAUCAGCUGUGUAAAGUGUGCGGUGAACCGGCAGCAGGCUACCACUUCGGUGCUUUCACGUGCGAAGGAUGCAAGUCUUUCUUUGGACGAACCUACAACAACUUGUCGGCACUGGGAGAGUGUAAAAACAAUGGUCAGUGUGUCAUCAACAAGAAGAAUCGGACUUCCUGCAAAAGUUGUCGUCUGAAGAAAUGUAUCUUGGUUGGCAUGUCGAAAAGCGGUUCCCGCUAUGGACGUCGAUCCAAUUGGUUCAAAAUACAUUGCUUAAUUCAAGAUCAAACAGAACUGAAUGGAAGAAUAGCCGAUCAAGCUGCCUUAUCAGAUGGACAAUCGCAUUACAAAAACAAGGAUUUGAUUUCUUCCAUCAAGUCAGAGUACAGAGAAGACAGUAGCUCGAUGACAUUACCCAACGGAAUAAAUCAAGGUUGUGAUGUAAACAAUCUAAUGAAGUCUUCUUUGCCUUUCAGCGUACACGAUACCAAAUUGUUACCUAAUAACUUUGGACAUCUCGAACCGUCCAAUAACUCGUAUGAACGCAAGGAGAACAUUAGCUACCACAGUCUUCCAUUGUCUCCCAUUUCCCCCAUGUCUCCUGUGAAUCCAAACAAUUUUUUAUUUUAUCAAAGCAGUGGGGCAUUUUUUACCAAAGGAUACAACAGAUCAACAAAACUUUAUAGCCCAGACAUUAAUUACAACUACUGCCCGAGGUAUCUUGACGUCAACAAAAUUGAUCCGGUGCUGAAGACACCACAAGAUGGAGUGCCAGUUGCCAUGGAUUAUGUGGCGGAUACUCCGGAGCAAGAAACACCAAUUGACCUAUCUGUAAAAAAAUACCCAUCUCCAGUAAUGACAAGUCACAACCUUUAUUUGAUCAACAAGCGUAGCCCACCACAUCUAACAGAUAAUUCACCACUAGUGAAUGUUUCGGAAACUCCUUUAGACCUAACGAGAAAAAUGUGA